AUCCAAAUGUCAGAAACCAUCGCAUCAACCACACCACAAAACCAUUGAGGAGAGAGAAAGUCAACCAAAUUUCACACCUUCCACCUCCCUCUUCCAUGGCCGCAACCCAAACCCAGCCACCUUCACCGCCGCCGUCGACAGCACACUGAACUUCACCACUACAAACUUAAAAAAAAUCUUGGAGAAAUUUGAUUCCGUAAAAAUGGAGUAUUAUUGUCUCGGAGCUUCGAAAUUCGCAACAAUGGCGGUUUCUCCUGCGCUUAAUCACGACAAUUUGAGGAAUAAAAUGGUUAAACAACGCCAGAAUUUCCAGACGUUUUGCUUUUGGAGGCCGAAUUCUUCGAACGUUGUAGUAGAAUGUAGUAGUCGUAGGAGUGGAAGUAGUGUUUUGAGGAGUGCGAAUAGCGACAGUAGUUGCGUAAUUGCGCCAGAGGAUUUUGCGAACGAAGAAGAUUUCAUCAAAGCUGGUGGUUCCGAGCUUCUUUAUGUUCAAAUGCAGCAGAAUAAAGCUAUGGAUUGUUACUCCAAAAUUUCCGAUAAGCUGCGUCAAAUAUCAGAUGCCAAUGAACUGCUGGAUAUGGUGGUUAUUGGUUGUGGUCCAGCUGGUCUAGCUUUGGCUGCAGAAUCGGCUAAACUUGGAUUAAAAGUUGGCCUUGUUGGUCCUGAUCUUCCUUUUACGAAUAACUACGGCGUUUGGGAAGAUGAAUUCAGAGCAUUGGGACUUGGAGGCUGUAUCGAGCACGUUUGGCGUGAUACCAUUGUGUAUAUUGAUGAUGACAAUCCUAUAUAUAUUGGUCGAUCUUAUGGAAAAGUCAGCCGGCAAUUACUUCACAAGGAACUGGUGCACAGGUGUUUGGAGUCAGGUGUCUCUUAUCUGAAUGCGAAAGUGGAAAAUAUUAUGGAAGGACCUGAUGGACAUAGGCUUGUUGCUUGUGAACGUGGUGUCACUAUUCCCUGCAGGCUUGUAACUGUUGCAUCUGGAGCAGCUUCAGGGAAACUUCUGGAGUAUGAAGUGGGUGGUCCAAGGGUUUGUGUACAAACAGCUUAUGGUGUGGAGGUGGAGGUGGAAAACAGUCCUUAUGAUCCCAACGUGAUGGUGUUCAUGGACUACAGAGACUACACUAAACUGAGCGUUCAAUCUCUGGAGGCAAAGUAUCCAACAUUCUUGUAUGCAAUGCCGAUAUCACCAACUAGGAUCUUCUUUGAGGAGACUUGCUUGGCUUCAGUAGAUGCAAUGCCCUUUGACCUGCUCAAGAAAAAGCUUAUGACAAGAUUACAAACUAUGGGUGUUCGUAUCACCAAAAUAUAUGAAGAGGAGUGGUCUUAUAUACCUGUUGGUGGGUCCUUACCAAAUACAGAGCAAAGAAACCUUGCAUUUGGCGCUGCUGCGAGCAUGGUGCAUCCAGCCACAGGUUAUUCAGUCGUGAGAUCACUGUCAGAAGCUCCAAAGUAUGCUUCUGCAAUUGCAAACUUGAUCAAGAAUGACCUGUCAAAAAAUGCAAUAUUGCGUCAGAGGAGUGUGGGGAAUAUCUCAAUGCAAGCCUGGAAUACUCUUUGGCCACAAGAAAGGAAACGUCAGAGAGCAUUCUUCCUGUUUGGACUAUCACUUAUAGUCCAGCUUGAUAUUGAGGGUAUCAGGACAUUCUUCCGCACCUUCUUCCGUGUGCCAAAAUGGAUGUGGGAGGGAUUCCUCGGUUCUAAUCUCUCUUCAGCUGAUCUCAUAUUGUUUGCCUUUUAUAUGUUCUUUAUUGCUCCGAAUGACUUGAGAAUGGGUCUUAUAAGGCAUCUACUAUCUGAUCCUACAGGGGCGACCAUGAUAAGAACGUACAUAACACUGUAAAAGUAAUAUGAAAUGCUCACUCCUUUGUACAUCAUGCAAAAUUGGUACGAAUUGGACUGGACUAUGCAGUCUAACUUGGUGUAAAAAAAACACAAUUAAUAAAUUUUUUGUAGGUGCAGCCUCUAUACUUGAUAUUCUCGAUUCAGAUAUAAUAUUGUCAGUAUUCUUCGUUAAA
Molecule: messenger RNA, 2015 nt
Organism: Spinacia oleracea (spinach)
Lineage: Eukaryota; Viridiplantae; Streptophyta; Magnoliopsida; Caryophyllales; Amaranthaceae
Product: lycopene epsilon cyclase, chloroplastic
Exons: 11
Coding region: 203-1840 (545 amino acids)
Biological process (GO): carotenoid biosynthetic process
Molecular function (GO): oxidoreductase activity, acting on paired donors, with incorporation or reduction of molecular oxygen
Source: RefSeq, a predicted model, not a curated record